Heterostelium album PN500 is the source of this 1077-nucleotide messenger RNA. RefSeq lists its product as uncharacterized. The transcript has 2 exons. The record is from RefSeq and is a predicted model, not a curated record. Bases 1 to 1077 code for a protein of 358 amino acids. Lineage: Eukaryota; Evosea; Eumycetozoa; Acytosteliales; Acytosteliaceae.
AUGACACCUACACCUUACAGAAUAUCAGUAUUGACCGACACUUUUCAAGUAAAUAGCUUCAUUGAUAAUAUAGUCAGUGGUACAUUCAAUAUCGAUGUCAAUGCAAAAGUUGAUGAAUCUUCAAAUUUGGAAGAACAACUUUAUUUUAAAAUGUGGAUUAGAAAAGAUCAGUUGACAAAAGAAGAACAUACCGUUAUUAAUUUAGAGUUGAAAUUUAAUGAUGAUGAAAUAUUGCAGACCAAUGUACCGUUAACGGCACCAGUCACCAAUGACACUGUGAUUCGUGUGAGAAUAGGUCGAUCACAGUCCUUCGCGCCAACAUGUACUGCUCCAACUGACUUUCAGCAGGAUUACGGUUUAUCUCUACCAGGGGCAUAUGGUGGUCUGCCAACGCUUGAACUUCGAAGUGAAUAUCGAGAUAAACCAUUAAAAGCAGGCUAUCUGCUCUAUCAUUACUCCGAUGAGGAGACAACGUUUUAUAGUCGUGACUUGUGGGCUGCCAUCGAUAGCUAUUCGAUCCAUGGUCUUGUCCGUCAUUCCACUGGUGGUGGUUCUCGGUGUUCUCACAUUGAAAACAAUAGUAAGAUCUCCUUUGAAUAUCAAUCAUGGUACAACUAUAAAUAUCAACCAACACUAGAAGAGUUUGCAUAUAUCGUGUGUAAUCAUGCUUUCAACCUACACACCGACUCCAUUAUCAUAUAUUUCAAUGAAGAUGGUUAUAUUACAGAUCACCCAAUCAAAGUUUGUAAUGAUCAGAUUUCAAACUUUGAUAAUACACAUGAACUGAUAGAUUUCCUAAGAUUAGGAUAUCGGCAUCAUCAUCAAGAUAAAGACAAAUCAUUAACAAAACACUGUAAAUAUAUUUUAAAUGUUAGAAGAUAUUCAAUCAACACCUCUUACAAAUCUCUCAAUGCAUUCAGUAAUGUACAAGAAACCCAUGUCAAGCAAAGAGAGGUUGCUUGGUCAUUACGAGACAUUAUAUCAGUAUUGAUAGACACUUUACAAGUAAAUAGUUUCAUCGAUAAUAUAGUCAGUGGUACAUUCGAUGUCAAAGUUAAAGUUCAUGAAUUCUGCUGA